GCAUUGUGCAAUUUUUUUAUUCAGAUGCGGAUGAAUGUACAUUCUCUCUCAAUCAGAUGAAUUAAAAAAAGGGAAAAGCAAGAGUACAACGCAUGAAUGGCAAAAGGAAAUUAAAUCAAACAAACCUAACCCAAAAUGCAUUAUGGCACACAUGACUGCGAUAACACGCUCGAAUAAUAAGGAUAACACUGCACAGAGGAUACAGGGUUGGAUACGCACGCGUGAGUCCGCGUUUGGGGUCUGUCUUCCGCUUUCAGUCCGGUUACUAUGACGCACGAUGUGGAACCGGAGUAGAGCUCUAUAAUUUUUUUCUUUGAAAAUGAUAAAGGUUAAAAUCUGUCGGAUUAUCCCAAAAGAAAGAAGGAUAAAGAUUAUGGAAAGGAAGGAUAAUGGAUUAUAGAAAGGGAGGAUAAGAAAUGGUUCAGCGAUCCGGCGGCAAGAGCGCUGCGUUGGUCGCGUGGAAAUACGACCCUUCGAAUGUGAAGGCGGCUCAUUCAGUCAGUGUUUACUGCCACCGGAUGAUCGUGCGCGCUUCUCUACGUAGCUAUAAUCGCUAUCAGUUGUGUCAACGAUAAAUAUUCAAUUAUUGUUAUAAAAUCAGUUAUUAGCAGAAAUUGCAAACAAGUGCUGUGUAAAUCAAUAACAAUUUUCAGUUAUCACAAACAACUUUUUCAAGAUUUUAUAAAAAAACUUGCAUCGCGCAAAACAAGACGAAGCGAUACUGGUGAAAGCAUUCUUGGAAUCAUUGCAGAACCAAUCAUCCGCGUACUUUCGCGAUAUUAGUAGUGGUAAUAAAAUGCCAGCAUACUUGGGCGAGUCCGCGCUGCGGAUUUCCGAACGUGAGAUUCGCGAGUGAAUGUUCCGCGAUUACGAAUGAUUUACUCCAUCGAUUGCUGGCGAAAGGCAGCGUAUGAUCUGUUUAUACGCGAGUGGACCUAUGAUCUUGAGAACGUAACGUAGAUGUGUGAACUAUGUUUUCCCACGAAUUGUGCUUCAGAUUGAUCUUUGACUGUGCGUCGUGUGCAUAGAAAUAUAAUUGAUCGAAUAGUAGAUUGUCAAUAGAUUAUUUUUCAAAAUUAAUUUGAUUGAUUGAGUGAUUUCAUUAAUUAUAUUGUUUUAAGAAUCAAUUGUUUCAUAAAUUCCUAUGAAAUUUUUCACAGCAUACAGAUUUUCAUAGAUCUUUAUGCUUUCACACCCAAAGAGUCCACAGCUUAUGAGAUCCGCCUUAAAUCCUCGUUGCUACAAAUUUUCGAAUCUACAAAUCCUUUCAAACGUUUUAAUUUUUAAUUCAUUGAAAAAUUCCUAGCUUUAUAAAUUUCCGAAUUUGAACGUUUCCUCAAAUCUAUAUAUUUUUUAAUCCGCAAAAUUUCAAACCGCACAUCGAAAAAGCACGUUUGGACUAAUCCUUUCGCCAGUCCCUGACGAAAAUGCCUUCGUUGAAUUAAUCGCGAAUUCACUGGUACCAUCGCGCAAAAAUGACGAUCGAUUUCUUGAUCCGUUUCUCGAUAUUUCUGAUCGCGUACACAACGCGCAUCGUCGUCGGCAUACAACAUUUUGUCGAAAUGCCACCAGACUACCAGGAAGUAUCGGCCGGUGACAGUGUGCAGCUGCCCUGCAUGGUGCAUAACAAGCGAGGGGAAUGCGUUUGGCAGAAGGAUAAUAGGCUGGUGGGCAUGCAACAGGGCAAAUACGAGUGGGCGAGUAAGCGCGAUAACGACUGCACCCUGCAGAUAAGGAACGUCGCUCUGUCCUACGAUGACGGUCUCUGGGAAUGCCAGGUCUCGCCCAGCGACUUUACCAUACAAGACGGCCUCUUGUCCAAUCCGUCUCGGCUGCUUGUUAUGGUAAAACCGAAAGAACCUCGCUUGGAAUAUGGACUCCAAGGGCACGAGGUGGGACCCAGUCUAACGAUAGAGGAGGGAAAAAAUAUGACGGUUUCCUGCGUGUCGAAAUACGGAAACCCACCCGCCUUCAUCAAGUGGUUCAUAGGGAAGACCGAGCUGAAACCUCAAACAGAGCAGAACAACGCGACGGAGGUAGACAACAAGAAAACCUGGGCGGCUCAUAGUCGUCUACAAGUGUUUGGUCGCAAAGAAUAUCACGGUCUACCGCUCCGAUGUGUGAGUGAGCAUCCAACGAGCGCAAUACCGGCCAUCACAGAAACUCGAAUAGACAUUUAUUACAAGCCGGAAGUGCAACUUGAGAUGAACCCGCGUACAGCCGUGCCAGAGCAUUCGGCGAGCUUCUUGAGUCUGAAGUGUCUGGCGGACAGUAAUCCAGUUCCGAAUAUUACAUGGUACAAAGACUCUGUGCAACUCAACGACUCGAUGAAGCAAAGCAGAACGGCGAUGCAUCUGAACGGCAACAUAUUAAGCCAAGAAUUGCGUUUCGAACCGAUCCAGAAGCACAACGCCGGUCUAUACUCAUGCAGAGCGCAGAACUCCAUCGGUGAAAGCGCGCUCGCGAGUUACAGGCUGGACGUUCAAUAUGAACCAAAAGUCAAGAAUGAAAAUAACAUCACCAUGGACGUGAAGGAAACGGUGCAUCUGAACUCUGCGGCGGAGCCCUUCGAAUGCCCCGAAUACGACGCUAAUCCGCCUGCUCAAUACAAGUGGGUGCAUCUUCGCGGUAACUCGAGAGAGAACCGUGAGUACAAGAGCGGCGGCCGACGCCUACGUCUCGAGAGCAUAAUAUGGUCCGAUGAAGGUGAAUACCGUUGCAUCGCGUACAACAUGAUCAACGGCGCCAAACGGGAGACCAUCAGCGACGUUCACUACGUGCUGUACGUGACCGGACCGCCGGAGAUACAAGCUAGAUCGUUGUUCGGUGACCGGAACGAGUCAAUCGGAUGGGCGGGUGAGAGUGCGUACAGGCUUAAAUCCCGAGUAUGUUCGCAGCCACCGCCAAAACUGGUCGCUUGGCAAUGGGGCAGUUCUCACAUACAAGCUGGAGAGAGCAUUCCUCCAAAGUACGAGGCUCUGCCGUUGGAGCCCAUCAUCGAGGACAAGAUGGUGAACAAGAAUUGCUACUGGGCCCAGCUGAAGAUCAAGAAUCUGCAAAAGGAGGACGCCCGGAUGUACACUUUCGUGGUGGAGAGCGAGAAGGGUCGGGACUCGACGAUCAUCAGACUGACAGUGCGAGAUCCCACGGAGUUCCGCGUAAUAUUCGCCGCCAUAUUGGUCGGUCUAUUAUUCCUGUUGGUGGCGAUCUCCGCCUGCGUGUACGGACUGCUAAGAAUCCGACGCCAACGAUAUCGUCAGAAAAUGGAGGAGGAAGGCAGCAUCGCGGCCGACGCGCUCUACGGCAACGGUGUGUCGAUGGAUCGACAGAAAUCUAUUAAUUCGUCUCACGCGAAGAAGUCCAACUUGGACAAUUGCAGCCAGAACGUGUAUGAUUACAAUCACAUCGCGAAGCAGACGCGUGCCAUGAGCCCGGAAGCGCUGAAGGUCAGAAGAGCGCCCGCGGUUCUGCAGCCGCCUACCAUUGUGUAAAAUAUGGGUCUUUAUCUUUUUCCCAGCUAUCGACUAUCAUAAACUUCAUCGUCGGAUCUUACUUUUACUAUACUCACGCCUUUUCAUCAGUCUCUGUUUUAACAAGGAUAUUUCUUAGUUUAAUGUAGAUUAUAGAAAAUUAGAGAUCUAUUUUAAAUUAGAGAUCUAUUUUAAUUGCGCGAUACAAAUAUAUAU
Molecule: messenger RNA, 3686 nt
Organism: Linepithema humile (Argentine ant)
Lineage: Eukaryota; Metazoa; Arthropoda; Insecta; Hymenoptera; Formicidae
Source: RefSeq, a predicted model, not a curated record